AUGGGUCAAUUCGACUGGUUCUCCAAGAUCGGCGCUACGCCGCAGGCCGUUGCCGUGUUGAACGACCAGCCGUACCUGUUCACCAUCUUGCUCGUCGUCCUCGUCUCUCUGAUCCUCGAAAGCGUGCUCAUCUGGUACAUACACUACGCGACUAUGAAGCCAGAGCAAAAGAAGAAGAAGGAAGAGAAGAAGCCGCCUGCGAAGAAAUAG
Molecule: messenger RNA, 210 nt
Organism: Pseudomassariella vexata
Lineage: Eukaryota; Fungi; Ascomycota; Sordariomycetes; Amphisphaeriales; Pseudomassariaceae
Exons: 1
Coding region: 1-210 (69 amino acids)
Source: RefSeq, a predicted model, not a curated record